GGCUAGGGUUUGGGUUUCUGCCAUGUAUAUAAUCUGCGGAUGAAUAUUCAGGCCGUGUCCAUCGCAGUCGCUGCUCCGUCCUCAUCGUCUUCCCUUUCCGAGUGUUGCGAGGCUGUGAGAAGUAGUUGUUCAAGAUGCAGAACGAGGAGGGUCAGAAUAUGGAUCUCUACAUCCCUCGCAAAUGGUAACCGUGUGCAUUGGUUCUCAUUUUGCUGUAGUGUUGAAUUGCUUGAUCAUGUCGAAUUUGGUUGCUCAAUUAUUAUAUGUUUUUCCCUGUUGCAGUUCCGCCACAAACAGACUGAUCACCUCGAAGGAUCAUGCCUCUGUGCAGAUCAACAUCGGCCACAUAGGUCCAGAUGGUAUUUACACCAACCAGUUCACCACUUUUGCUCUCUGUGGUUUCAUCCGAGCUCAGGGUGAUGCCGACAGUGCUGUCGACAGGCUUUGGCAGAAGAAGAGGGUGGAAAUUCGCCAGUGAAUUUGCUUGCGAUCGCCAAGUCAGUUGUAGGCAAUCUCUCUACAUUUUGUUUCUUUGGACAAUUCAAGUUGUGGAGGUAUAGACAGGGCUUUAUGUGGCUCCCAUUUUCCGAUCAAGUAUUUCGCAGUUAAGCCAUUUCACUGUUAGUACCAACUGUGCUCCUGUUGAUGAGUUAAAGAAUUUUGGUUGCUGCCAUUUGAGAAACUAUUCUUUUCUCGCU
Molecule: messenger RNA, 698 nt
Organism: Punica granatum (pomegranate)
Lineage: Eukaryota; Viridiplantae; Streptophyta; Magnoliopsida; Myrtales; Lythraceae
Source: RefSeq, a predicted model, not a curated record